Diplodia corticola is the source of this 2661-nucleotide messenger RNA. RefSeq names its product high-temperature-induced dauer-formation protein. The transcript is spliced from 7 exons. Bases 1 to 2661 code for a protein of 886 amino acids. Gene Ontology annotation, cellular component: Golgi medial cisterna; Golgi trans cisterna; membrane. NCBI's taxonomy places the organism in Eukaryota, Fungi, Ascomycota, Dothideomycetes, Botryosphaeriales, Botryosphaeriaceae. The record is from RefSeq and is a predicted model, not a curated record.
AUGGGCGCCUCCGACUCCAAGCUCGUCUUCAAACAGGGCAUCAUCCGUCUGUCCGAGCAGACUGAAAUCCCCGCCGACGACACGUACUGGACGGGAUUCUGGGAGCUGCCAGAGUCCGCCGAAGAUGUCUUCACCCUCUUCUCGCCCGCCGACAUUCGCCGCACUCGCGACAAUGCCCUCGUCAACCUGGAAACCCUUGUGCUAGCCGUCUCCUCUAGGCUCUGCGUCCUGCGCAACCACCCGUCGUUCCCCGACCCCGAGCUCGCGCCCGAGAAAGACGCCCUGAACUGCAUCCGCGUGCUGACACGCCUGCUGCCCUACAUCUACGAGGCAGACCACCUCGAUGCGUGGGAGGACAAGUUCUUUUGGGGCGCGCGCCGCAAGCGCAGCCGGAAGGGCCAAUUGCACCGCUCCGAGGUGCUGUUCGACGGCGCCACCGCCGACGAACCGCCCCAGGAGAAUGCCCCGGACUUUGAGGAAGCAAAGCCGCUGGCCGAGGAGCUCAUCGACACCCUGAUCGACCUGUUGUUCUUCGCCGACUUUACCCUGCCCAAGAUCCAGUCGGCCAAGGGCAAGGUCACGUACGCCAUUUGGCAGAGCGGCGUGGGCUGCAACACGCCCGUGGGGACCAGCAAGGAGUUUGAGAACAAUCGCACCGAGAUACUGCGGCUUCUGCUCACCCUGGCAAGCAAGUCCAUGUACACGUCUCCCAAUGUCCUUCCCGUCAAGGGCGUGAAAGCGAUCACGUACAUCACAACCUGCCCAGACAAGCAGAUCGUGCUCUCGCUUCUCUGCUCGCUCCUCAAUACGACGCUAAAGUACAACCCCGCAAGCUGGCGCGUGCCCUACGAUCAUGUGGUUUUCAAGGACCCGAGACAAAUUCUCGUCACCUACUGCCUCCAAUUCCUUCUCGUCCUGAUCCUCUACCCUAUCCCGGAACCAGGGAACGGCCCGCCUCCCAAGAACUUUUUCCGCCAUUUCUUGGGCAGACUUCAUAGACCUCAAGACUUCCAGUUCCUUCAUGAUGGCCUGACCAGGAUCCUGAAUCAGCCUCUGCAAGCAACGACUUCCUACCUUCCUGGUAGCCAAAAGUCUUUGACAUGGGCUCCCGAGAUGCUCGUCCUCUUUUGGGAGGCGUUGCAAUGCAACAAGCGUUUCAGAACAUUCAUCAUUGACACGGACCGGGCUCAUGACUUCGUGGUGCUGAUCCUCUUCUAUGCCAUCGAUCAGUGUAAUGAUCCUUCGAGGCAAGGCCUGAUUCGCAUGUGCAUCUUCAUCCUUCAAACCCUCAGCACUGAACCGAAUUUCGGCAAGAAUCUGAACAAGAAAUUCGAGGGCCAAGACACUCUACCAGCAAGCAUCCGCAUCCCCAACUUCCAUGGGACAUACGCGGAUUACAUGAUUACGUCGAUAUACACACUCCUCACCACUCGUAAAGGAAAGCUCGAUGCUGUGUAUCCUGCACUGCUUGCCAUCGUCAACAACAUUGCAGCUUACGUGCAAAACUUGGGCCGGGCAACCUCCUCGAAGCUUAUCCAGCUUUUCAUCUCCAUGUCAUCACCCAGUUUCUUGUUAGCAAACGAGUCGAACCACAGUCUUCUCCACUCCUUGCUGGAAGCUCUGAACGCCAUAAUCGAGCAUCAAUACUCUGCCAACCCGAACCUGAUAUAUGCGAUCUUGAGGUCAAGGAAGCGUUUCCAAGCGUUGACCGACUUCACUCUGGAAAGUGCGCAGGAUGAGAUUGAGCGUCAAAAUCAAUUAAGGAAGGAGCGGAGAGCUAGCGAUGGAGGGACAUCAACCAGAGGCAACUCUCGUCAGAACUCCAUCGAUAGCCUGAGAAGCCCAAUCACCAGCCGUCCUCCCACGCUCAGCAACGUGCCUGAGGAGAAUAGCGCAUUCAGCAUUGGUGACGAUGAUGACUCCGGUGAUGAGCAAGACACCCCCACGCCCCAUCGCCGUUCUCCAGUGCAGUCUGGAAGCAAUUCGAGAACUGCAUCCAUCGGCUCGGCUGCCGAUGACAGUGUCCCGUUGCAGCUAAGGGGAAUGUCGGAGAAGGCAAGGGGCAAGAUGCCUGUGGGAGCCCCUUCGUUUUCCAGGCAGAACAGUACGAGUAGCUUGAGCAGUCUGGCCACACCAACCUUCAUGUCAAACGGCAAAUUCACCCCUACCACGGAAUGGUUAGAGACCUGGGUUCCCGAAUUACCUCUGCACACCAUCCUGACGCUCAUCUCGCAACUGGGCCCGCUGAUCCCCGCCGACUCGGCAACGGACACGGCCACGGCGCUGGAGACGAUCCGGGCCACCGACGUCCGCGGCAUCGACCCGUCGGCGAUACGCGUCCACCUGUUCGAGUGGUCGCCGCUGUCGCUCGGGUGGUACGAGUCGCUGCUGUGGAGCUUCAUCUUCGCCAGCGAGAUGCUCGUCUCCAAGGGCACGGCCGGCGUGUGGAACGGCACCAGCCUCAAGCUCUUCCGCGUCCAGGAGGUCGGCCCGCAGACGCCGUCGCUGCUCGCGCCCCGCGGCGCCGUCGACGCCGUCGGCGACAACCUGCGUCAGCGCAUCGGCAGCCUCAACCUCGGCCGCAACUCCAUGCAGGGGAACGGGGGAGGCGGUGCACAGAGCCCUGGUGGUGGUGGCAACGGUCCCGUCAGGGACAUCUAA